AUGAGCAAAACCUGGUCUUGUACGGAUCCUAGCAGCCUUGAUAAAAAUCCUGAGAAAGCAGAAGAGUUAGAAGAGGCUAAUUCGAUGAAGACCCCUCCAAUAUCCGUCGUUAAGGUUGCUGUAGUCGAGUUAAGCUCGGAGUACGUGGCCCUUGAGUGGCUAGCCUCGGGAAGACCUCACAUUACCACCGUAAUUGCCAACACAUCAUCCCUCAAUAACGCGACUACAUUAUUCAAUGAAAUUCCCGUGAGCGCUACCCAAAUUUAA
Nezara viridula (southern green stink bug) is the source of this 267-nucleotide messenger RNA. The record is from the annotation of a GenBank genome assembly. Lineage: Eukaryota; Metazoa; Arthropoda; Insecta; Hemiptera; Pentatomidae.